Candoia aspera is the source of this 906-nucleotide messenger RNA. RefSeq names its product olfactory receptor 14J1-like. Lineage: Eukaryota; Metazoa; Chordata; Lepidosauria; Squamata; Candoiidae. The coding region runs from base 1 to 906 and encodes 301 amino acids. The transcript has a single exon. Gene Ontology annotation, biological process: G protein-coupled receptor signaling pathway. Gene Ontology annotation, cellular component: membrane. Gene Ontology annotation, molecular function: odorant binding; olfactory receptor activity; G protein-coupled receptor activity. The record is from RefSeq and is a predicted model, not a curated record.
AUGGAUAAUCAAUCUACAGUCUCUGAUUUUCUACUCUUUGACUUCUCAGCAAUAGGGGAAAUACAGUUGAUAUAUUUUUUUGCUUUCAUGGUGUUGUAUUUGGCAGUUCUGACUGGGAAUCUUCUCAUCAUUUUUGCAAUAAUUUUCAACCAUCACCUGCAUACUCCCAUGUACUUCUUCCUGUUGAACCUGGCCAUUCAAGACCUUGGUGCCAUUUCAGUCAUUAUCCCCAAAUCCAUGGCUAAUAUGCUCAUGGACACAAGACACAUUUCUUACUUUGGAUGUGUUUGUCAAGUUUUCUUUUUUGUCUUCUUUCUGGAAUCUGAUCAUUGGAUCCUCACAGUUAUGGCAUAUGAUCGCUAUGUUGCCAUUUGCAAUCCACUACAAUAUGGAAAAAUACUGAGCAAACAAUCCUGCUUUUAUAUGAUUCUUGCUGUAUGGGUAAGCACCCUUCUUGAGGGAUUGUUGCACACCUCUUUUACCUUUGGAACCCCUUUUUGUUCCAACAUCAUCAAUCAGUUCUUCUGUGAAAUCCCACAGCUACUUAAACUCACCUGUACAGGCCUAAACCUAAAUGAAAUCAGACUAAUAGUGUUUGUUUGUGUUUUAAGCAUAGUUUGCUUUUUCUUCAUACUUGUUACUUACACAUCCAUUUUCACAGCUGUGCUAAAAAUUCGCUCCUUGGAAGGAAGGAAAAAAGCUUUCUCUACUUGCCUACCCCAUCUUACUGUGGUUUCCAUGUUCUUAUUCUCUGGAGCCUUUGCUUAUCUGAGGCCUCCCUCCACUUCACUGGAUGUAAUCUCAACUGUAUUAUAUUGUGUUGUCCCACCCCUUUUGAAUCCUAUCAUCUAUAGUAUGAGAAACAAGGACAUCAAGGUUGCCUUGUCAAAACUGCUAAAUAUGUGA